Messenger RNA from Cynocephalus volans (Philippine flying lemur), 2334 nucleotides. Its product is annotated as collagen alpha-1(I) chain-like. The coding region runs from base 1 to 2334 and encodes 777 amino acids. NCBI's taxonomy places the organism in Eukaryota, Metazoa, Chordata, Mammalia, Dermoptera, Cynocephalidae. The record is from RefSeq and is a predicted model, not a curated record. The transcript has 11 exons.
AUGCCCCCAGGGCGCCGGCCGGGAGCUGGCAGCCCCCAGCCAGGCGCUGGGAACCCCCCGGGUGGCUCGCGGCGCCCCCGGGUUUCCGGCGGGGCGGAGAGGCUGCUGGUGCUCCCAUCCCGAGCUGGGCCCUCCCCUCGAGGACUCGAGGGCGCGCGGCUCCCCUUUGGCGCCUGCAGGAUGGAGCCGGUUCCCUCAAGAUGUUCCUCGCGUUCUCGACAAUGUGGGAAUCACUCGGUGGCCAGGGCGGACCGUGCCAGGCGCGCCGGCGCGCGGGGCCUCCACGCGCCCCAGGGCCUCGGCCUCAGCUUCCCGGGUCUAGACGUCCGCCCUGCGCGGCCGACAGCACCGGGCCGGGGAGGAGGAGAGCAGGGCACGGUCACCGCAGCGCAGCCCAGCCCGGAGGAGGAAGCGCCGCGGACCGAACGCUUCGAAGCCGCCGCCGGGGUUGAGGUCGCCGGUGUUCGUGGAGAGGGGGCGGCCUGGGCGUCCCCGGUCUGGGUGGACGCGGAGAAACCUACGGGCCUCGCGGGCCUGGCGCCCCGGACGAGAGCCCAGGCGCAGGCGACAGGCCUGAAGGCCGGGAGACGUGACCCUUCCCGCCUGCGCCGCCCUCUCCGCUCCGCGCGGAGGACCAGGCGGCGCCGCGGGCUCGUGGGACCCGGGGACCGGGCGGAAGGCGGGAUCCUGCACGGCCGGGGCGCGCGUUGCGAGCGCUUAGAGGCCGGGGCUCCCCCGCACCCCACGCCGGGCUUGGCUACCGGCGCCCGCGCUCACGGCGGGGCUCCCCGGGAGCAGCCAGCCCGGCGAAGGGGUCCUCCGAUGGGACUGCGGCUGACGCCCGCCCCCCGGGGCUCCCGGCCCGAGAAGAAGGAGCCCUCGGCGGAGGCCCAAAGGCUGCGGCCGCGUCCCUUCGCGAAGCUGAGGUCCUGGGGCGCUUCUCCCCGGGCCUUCUUUCGAACCGUCUCGAACCGUCCGCCCCCUCGGAUUCCCGCGGCGCCACCUUUCGGGGACGUCAAUGCGCCGCCCCCCGGCGCCCGGCUUUCAUCCGCCGCACAGCGGGCACUGUUCGCGGGACUUCACAGAGAUGCUAAUCCCGGGGCGGCAAGGACACGGCCUGGGAGGUGGGGCACGUGGCGAUGGGUCCGGGCUGGACACAGCCGGCGUCUAAUGCGUGCUGAGGAAGAAACGGCGCUCCCACAUCUCGCCAGGAGACCGCGCGUGCGCGUGGACGGUGCCGACGACUCUGCUGCAUCUCCUCGGGCCCCCCAAUCGGGGCCUCAGCUGCCGGCCCCGGAUGGCCCCGACCCCCUGCAGGGGUGUUGUCUUUCAAAGAGGACGCAAUUUGCCUCGAGUGCCUCCAUUGAACCCUUUAGAAACCUCGCCGGGGGGAGCAGAAGGGUGUUUGGAUCGUCGGCCACCCCCAUGGGGGGCGCCGCUUCGACUUCAACUUCUGCAGAGACCGGGCGUUUUGAACAUCACGGGAGGAUGGGGACGUCUGGGGGGCGGGACCCGAGCUGCAGGCGAAGAACCAAGGGUUGGCCACGCCCCCUUCCCCCGCUCCGGCUCGGCUCGAGCGCGCCCCCUGCGGGCCGCGGUCGGGAUCGGCCCCUCGGAGCGAGGUUGCUGCGCCGCGCGGUUGGGGCGGGAGAGGCGCCCCUCCUAGGUCCCCCGGGAGCAGCUCCCCGCCGAGGUCCCCGCGGGGACCCAUCCCGCGCGCUCCCGGAUAUCCGGUCUCUGAGGAGCCCAGGCUUCGUUUCCAAAAAGCGCGUCGGCGGCCAUUCCCAUUUCAGGGUGCGCGAGUUCCUCCGGGUGUACGCGGGACUCUGGGAGCGGGGCCUCCUCUUCCAGGCAGGACGCCUGGGUUUGGCCAUGGGAAAGCUGAGGCCAGGGUCGGCGACAGAGCCCAGGGGCCGGGCAGCAGGGACCGGGGCACCCGGGCCACGGGGAGGCGCCUUCCCACCCCCAGCGCGAGGCUUUGGAGACAUCACUUUGCACGGAAAGCUGACGUCCUUUUGUCCUCCGCCGCCCCCUCCCGCGCCCACCCGUGCCCCCCCGCGCCCACCCGGGCCCCGCGCACCUCUGGCCUCUUCCCGGGGGUGCAGCCCCGACCCCACCGCCCUGAGCGCGCAGCCCCGACCCCACCGCCCUGAGCGCGGGGCUGCACCUCCGCGCCCCCCGGGCCCCGCGCGUUCGCGGACCGCGAGUGGGUGCGACCCCCGCAUCUCCCACCCCCAGCGCUGCGUGGCCGGGAGCGGAUGGGGCGCCAGGCGCAGGUGGACCCCGCGGCUGCAGGCCUGUGGGCGGCGACUGGGCCCAGCCCGGGGGGGCUGA